AUGCUAGCCGUCAUAGCAUCUGGUUUGCUGGGAACUCGGUUGGAAGUGGCUUUCAUAAUUUUAGGGGUAGCUACUGUCCUAUGGGGCAUCCUCGCUUUCUUCGUUCUGCCAGAUAAGUCAUCCAAAGCAUGGUUCCUCACUAAAACUCAGCAAGCUGUUGCUGAUCAGCGAUCACAACAUUACCCAUCUUCCCACAAGACCAAUAAAUGGAAUAUAUCAGAGUUCCAAGAGGCCUGUAAGGAUCCGAAGACUUGGUUUCUUUUGGCAAUCGCCAUUCUCAGUUCAUUGACAAAUGGCGUCAUCUCCAACUUGGGUUAUAUUAAUCUUUCGCUAAUCAGAUGUAAAUAUUCAUCUAAUCUCUGGGGAUAUUAUUUUACUACUUUUAUCAUCAAGAGCCUUGGCUUCGACACUCUUACAACCUUGCUGCUCGGUCUUCCUUCGGCUGGGUUCCAAUUUAUCGUCAUCAUUGGAUCCUCUAUGGUUGCCCAUCGCUUCUGGUGA
Messenger RNA from Penicillium manginii, 501 nucleotides. RefSeq names its product major facilitator superfamily domain-containing protein. The record is from RefSeq and is a predicted model, not a curated record. Gene Ontology annotation, molecular function: dipeptide transmembrane transporter activity; allantoate transmembrane transporter activity. The transcript has 2 exons. Gene Ontology annotation, cellular component: plasma membrane. Lineage: Eukaryota; Fungi; Ascomycota; Eurotiomycetes; Eurotiales; Aspergillaceae. Gene Ontology annotation, biological process: transmembrane transport; dipeptide transport; tripeptide transport. Bases 1 to 501 code for a protein of 166 amino acids.